AUGCCACUGUUUUCGCAGGAACCAUGGCUGACUGAAGAAGAGCUCAAGACGCACCCAUUAGGACCGCUCAGGAAGGAGUUGGCGCCACUUGCUGUGGGAUAUGUUGAAGACGCCAUACAAGAAUUGACGGAGUCUUUAGACUCUUCGACCGUCUAUAAUCCAUUUAAGGAAGUCGAUAUUGACGGAUAUGGAAAAGUUUUGAUUCAUGGCGAAAGAUCAACAGCAUAUCCCAGUUCGGCCCCACCCGCGACUGAAGAACGUCGCACCCCCUCCCAGGAGCUUGAGGACAGAGAUCACCUUCAGAUCAGCGGGGUACUGGUAUGCCACUUACCGGGAGUAGAUGUUGGCGUUGUUAUAAACCAACCGGAGGGGGUUGAUCAAGCUGUACCUAUUCUGAAUGAGGAAAUGGACGGGGAUGAAUUAGAUUUUUUCCGCCAGACGCUAGAGGAGACUAUCGCAGAGUUCGUGCAGACUACCUCUAAGGUGUCAAGUGAGCUAUUCUGGCUGAUCCCUCACUGCUGA
Eimeria mitis is the source of this 522-nucleotide messenger RNA. RefSeq lists its product as uncharacterized. The record is from RefSeq and is a predicted model, not a curated record. The transcript has 7 exons. The coding region runs from base 1 to 522 and encodes 173 amino acids. NCBI's taxonomy places the organism in Eukaryota, Apicomplexa, Conoidasida, Eucoccidiorida, Eimeriidae.